AUGAACAACACACACGCUCCCCCACACGCUCCCCCACACGCACCCUCACACGCACCCUCACACGCUCCCCCACACGCUCCCCCACACGCACCCUCACACGCUCCCCCACACGCUCCCCCACACGCACCCUCACACGCUCCCCGCUUCCUCACACGCACCCUCACACGCACCCUCACACGCUCCCCCACACGCUCCCUCACACGCUCCCUCACACGCUCCCCCACACGCUCCCCCACACGCACCCUCACACGCUCCCCCACACGCUCCCCCACACGCUCCCCCACACGCACCCUCACACGCUCCCCGCUUCCUCACACGCACCCUCACACGCUCCCCCACACGCACCCUCACACGCACCCUCACACGCUCCCCCACACGCUCCCUCACACGCUCCCCCACACGCACCCUCACACGCUCCCCCACACGCACCCUCACACGCACCCUCACACGCUCCCCCACACGCACCCUCACACGCACCCUCACACGCUCCCCCACACGCACCCUCACACGCUCCCCCACACGCACCCUCACACGCUCCCCGCUUCCUCACACGCUCCCCCACAUGCUCCCUCACACACCCUCACACGCUCCCCCACACGCACCCUCACACGCUCCCCCACACGCUCCCUCACACGCACCCUCACACGCUUCCCCACACGCACCCUCACACGCUCCCUCACACGCUCCCUCACACGCACCCUCACACGCUCCCCCACACGCUCCCCCACACGCACCCUCACACGCACCCUCACACGCACCCUCACACGCUCCCUCACACGCUCCCUCACACGCUCCCCCACACGCUCCCCCACACGCACCCUCACACGCUCCCCGCUUCCUCACACGCACCCUCACACGCUCCCUCACACGCUCCCUUACACGCUCCCCCACACGCUCCCCCACACGCACCCUCACACGCUCCCCGCUUCCUCACACGCACCCUCACACGCUCCCCCACACGCUCCCUCACACGCUCCCCCACACGCUCCCCCACACGCACCCUCACACGCUCCCUCACACGCUCCCUCACACGCUCCCCCACACGCACCCUCACACGCUCCCCCACACGCUCCCCCACACGCACCCUCACACGCUCCCCCACACGCUCCCCCACACGCACCCUCACACGCUCCCCCACACGCACCCUCACACGCUCCCCGCUUCCUCACACGCACCCUCACACGCUCCCCCACACGCUCCCUCACACGCACCCUCACACGCACCCUCACACGCUCCCCCACACGCUCCCCCACACGCACCCUCACACGCUUCCCCAGACGCUCCCCCAUACGCUCCCUCACACGCACCCUCACACGCACCCUCGCACGCUCCCCCGCACGCACCCUCACACGCUCCCCCACACGCACCCUCACACGCACCCUCACACGCUCCCUCACACGCACCCUCACACGCUCCCCCACACGCACCCUCACACGCUCCCCCACACGCUCCCCCACACGCACCCUCACACGCUCCCCGCUUCCUCACACGCACCCUCACACGCUCCCCCACACGCUCCCUCACACGCACCCUCACACGCACCCUCACACGCUCCCCCACACGCACCCUCACACGCUCCCCCACACGCUCCCUCACACGCUCCCUCACACGCUUCCCCACACGCUCCCCCACACGCUCCCCCACACGCACCCUCACACGCACCCUCACACGCUCCCCCACACGCACCCUCACACGCUCCCCGCUUCCUCACACGCAAUUACAAUUACUUCAUUUAUACAAUAA
Molecule: messenger RNA, 1743 nt
Organism: Astyanax mexicanus (Mexican tetra)
Lineage: Eukaryota; Metazoa; Chordata; Actinopteri; Characiformes; Acestrorhamphidae
Exons: 1
Coding region: 1-1743 (580 amino acids)
Source: RefSeq, a predicted model, not a curated record